This is a messenger RNA of Bufo bufo (common toad), 8394 nucleotides long. It is a transcript of the gene RREB1, whose product is annotated as ras responsive element binding protein 1. Gene Ontology annotation, cellular component: nucleus. Gene Ontology annotation, biological process: regulation of transcription by RNA polymerase II. The record is from RefSeq and is a predicted model, not a curated record. The transcript is spliced from 14 exons. Lineage: Eukaryota; Metazoa; Chordata; Amphibia; Anura; Bufonidae. Gene Ontology annotation, molecular function: DNA-binding transcription activator activity, RNA polymerase II-specific; RNA polymerase II cis-regulatory region sequence-specific DNA binding. The coding region runs from base 371 to 5572 and encodes 1733 amino acids.
UUGAGCAGCAACAGCAGCAGCACCAAGAGCAGCAUUUUGCCUGCAGGACCUGAUGCUCAUCCAUAUUAAACUGGCUGAGCUGAGGAAUCCAGCCAGAUCAUCUCCUCCUAGAGCAAAGUUUAUUUUUAACUAGCAAGCACCACCAGAUCCUGGAUGGUGCUGCUCUCAGCUCGGUGGCCUCCCGUAGACAGGACCUAUCAAACUUUCCCAGCAACUUGUCUUUUUUUUUUUUCUUUUCUUUUUUAUACACUUUUAUUUCUUUUUGUGUGAGCGUUCUCCAUGGCAUCCAGCGUUAUGAGAUGAAGACCUCCUCAGCAAGAAACCUAAAGUGACCCCUGUGGUGACUGGGACAGAGAGCAGGCAUUCACCGAUGGAAAACCAGGCUGCAGUGUAUUGGUGCCCAGCUGGAGGAGGAAUUGAAGGGAUGCUGCCAGCUAGUUUUUCGACGGGGCCCUGCCAGUUCCAGCCUUUCCAGCAGCCAGGGAGCAGCCUGGUUGUUGAAGUUUUAGAGAGAGUUACUGCUGACUCCACGUUCAGUGUCUCUGCCACCAUUAUGACAGAUAAAAGUAUUAGACAAGAUGGUCAAACCACUACUGAACACAUGGCAAAGGAAAAUAGAGCGAAGGAAACAACAAUCACAAAAGAUCAGAUGAAACCUGUCAACCUUUAUAAUGGUUCAGACGCAAAUGACUUGUCAUCUGUGAAUGCAAUGAUGUCGGCCGUGAUGAGCACAACCAGUCUUGCUGAAAAUGAUGCAAACCUUCAGAACACUAAAUCGCCAGGAAAAUGUCUGCCAGCCCAUAGAAUUGGUAGAAGAAAUCAGGAAUCAAAAGAGGAAAAGUCGUCCUAUAUAUGCCCCUUAUGUCAGAAGAUCUGCAAUUCACAGCACCAGCUUACCAUGCACAUCCGCCAGCACAAUACUGACACUGGUGGGACAGACCAUAGUUGUAGCAUCUGUGGGAAAUCCUUGAGCUCUGCUAGCUCUCUUGACCGCCACAUGCUUGUCCACUCCGGAGAGAGGCCUUACAGAUGUUCAAUGUGCGGGCAGUCCUUCACCACCAAUGGGAACAUGCACAGACACAUGAAAAUUCAUGAAAAGGAUCCAAAUGCUGCAGUAACAACAAGUCCCCCUUCCCCAGAAAAACGAAGGAGGUUGUCAUCUAAAAGAAAAUCUAGCCCUGAAGAGAAAACUGAGAAGGAAGAGGCUCCUCCAGCAAAGAAGGUGGUUGAAGAAAUUCAGCAAGUUGAGCAAGUGAAAAAGACUGAAGAUGUUAUUCCCUGCACUUUGUGCUUUAAAGAAUUUCCUUGCAAGUCUAGUCUGGAUACUCACAUGGAGACUCAUCCAGAAGCCUCUCUAAAGUGUGACAUUUGCUGCAUUUCAUUUCGCACCCACCGUGGUCUGCUAAGACACAAUGCUGCAAUCCACAAGCUGCUCCCCAGAGACCCGUCUGGAAAGCCAUUCAUUCAAAACAACGCUUCCAUCCCAGCUGGAUUUAAUGACUUGGGCUUUACUGACUUUUCCUGCAAUAAGUUCCCUAUCAUUUCUCAGGUCUGGUGUGAAACCAAUUUACGAAGAUGCAUCAGUGAAUUGCACAGUUUCAUAUGUGAAAUCUGCAACAAAGCAUUCCCGAUGCCAUCGGCUCUAAAACUGCACUUGGAAACCCAUAAGGAGGGUCAGGUUAAUAGUCUGCGCAAAACUGGGCAGGAGCUAGAGCAGAAAGCUUUUAUGGCAGCCUUGGGCCUGCAGUACACCAAAGACAUCAAGCCUGUCAGUCAGGAGGAUAAUUCAUCAGACUGUUUCCAGGCCAUACACAUAGAAGCUAUGAAGAGCAACCUACCUCACGAGCUUGGUAGUAACACAGCCAUGCUGAAAUUGUCUCCUUUAGAAGCACCUCCUGUGGGUGGUCCAUUCUCAGUUCUACCCUCAGCAAAAGAAAAUAUGAAAUUGCUUUCUUUGCAGCCUUUCCAGAAAGGCUUUACAGUACAACCGGACAACAGCAUUGUGGUAAAACCUAUCUCUGGGGAGUUGGCUGAUAUUCAGCAGAUAUUAAAGAUGGCUACUUCAGCACCAUCUCAGAUAAGUCUUCCACCCUUGUCUAAACUGUCUCCUGCCAUUAUUAAACAUAUGCCGCCAUUAAAGCCAAAGCCGCCAGUGACUCCUCGUACAGUUGUUGCUGCUUCUACUCCUCCACCUCAGCAGCUCAAUCAGCAGCCAUCUCCAGGCUGCAUCAGCCCCAGCCUUCCUCCCCCACCAUUAAGGAUGAUAAAGAACAGUGUGGAAUCUGCAACGGGCGCCAUAUAUUUACAAUCCAGGUCAGGAGCCAACUGUAGCUCCUCUACUCAGAACACCCAACUACCAAAGUCUGAAUUAAUGAAACCGCGAGAUCUAAAGACACAGCUUGAACAGGACAGUAUUAUAGAAGCCUUCAUGCCUUUAGACCUGGAGGCAAAGAUCAAACAAGAAGUAGCUGAAGGGGAUUUGAAAUCAAUAAUUUCUGGAUCAAAUGUCAAAAAAACAACCCAAGCUAAAAAAGUGUUUUAUCCUUGUCGCUUCUGUGAUCAGGUAUUUACAUUCUCUGGUGUAUUGCGGGCCCACAUACGCACUCAUUUGGGAAUAUCACCUUACCAGUGUAACAUAUGUGAUUAUAUUGCGGCUGACAAAGCGGCACUGAUUCGGCACCUGCGGACACACAGUGGUGAAAGACCGUAUGUAUGUAAAAUAUGCCAGUAUCCUUUCACUGUUAAAGCGAACUGUGAGAGACACCUACGUAAGAAGCAUCUUAAGGUCACCAGGAAGGAUAUAGAAAAGAACAUUGACUAUGUAUCCACAAAUAAAUCUGAAAUGGUGGAUGCUCUGUGUUCCCCAGACACAGUUUGUAAAUGCUGCGGUGAAGAAUUAAAGAGUUAUCGUGCUCUUCAUAUACACAUGAGGAGCCACAGCAACUUUCAGAAAAAUAAACUUUUUGAAUGCAAAGAGUGUGGCACUGCCUUUUCUGCCAAAAGAAACUGCAUUCACCACAUACUCAAGCAACACCAGCAUAUUCAAGAAAAAGAAAUAGAGAAUCACAUCUUGUGUGGCCCAUGUAGCCCAGAGCAAAGUAGAUCAGACACUCCGCCUUUGGAGGAUAGCACUUACCUCGAACAUAAACCCACCACAUCAUACCUGGAACCACAAAAUGGCUUUCUUCAUGGGAGUGAUUCUUCUUUUCCUCUAAAACUUGAACCUGCUUUCAGCUUUCCUUUGGACCUUGAUGAACCUUUAGACUUUUCUAAAAAGAACAAAAACCCAUGUAUGUUUCCAGUGAAGGAGGAGCCUGUCUACACCUCUCUUGCCUCUUCAGAUUCCUCUAUGGAACCUAUUGAUCUCUCUAUACCUAAAUAUGCUAAGCAGGAAAAAGAAAUCCCACAGAUUCAACCAAACACUCAAGAGCAAAUAUGUGGCCCGGUCAAUCAACUGUUUAGUUGUCAGCCAUACCAACUCUCCCUAAGUGCCAAUGAGCUCCUAGAAAAAGCUUCAGCUAUCACACAUUCCAAACCAGUAAAAAACCCUGUACACUUGACUGUUCCAAUAAUUUCUCCUGCUAUUCUUGGAAAUGCAACUAUUCUACGCCCUUUGAGGCCUAAACCACCUCCCCUCUUGCCAAAGCCUCCAGCCACUAAAGAAUUGCCACCACUGGCUUCCAUUGCACAGAUCAUUUCUUCAGUAUCCUCUGCUUCAACUUUGCUGAAAACUGAUAUAAAAACACCUAGUUCUCAAAUUGCUGCCAACAGCCCACCAACCACUGAGAAAUCUGGCACUUCCAAAUCCAAGAUGACAAUCCAGAAUAUGGAACCUCUUUCCAGUGAUUCAUCCCACAAUGUUGCAAGCGUGACAAGCCCAUCUGACCUCUCCAAUCCCGCUGCUUUAGUUAUAGGAGCAAAGAAAAGGGGUAGAAAGAAGGGAACUAAAAAUAAGCCCAAGGUUGCAGUGGGUGUAGACCUUGAAUCAAGCGGUGAAUUUGCAAGUGUUGAGAAGAUGUUGGCCACAACUGACACUAAUAAGUUCAGUCCUUAUCUGCAGUCUACAGAACACCUUAAAGAUACCGUAGACAAAAAUGGUACUAGUGAGGAUGAGAGAGAUAGUGGUGAAGAUAAAAAAACAAAAAGAAACUCCUACUCCAAUUCAUUGCAAAAGAUAACCUGUCCUUACUGUCCUCGUGUUUUUCCCUGGGCAAGCUCCUUACAGAGACACAUGUUGACUCACACAGGUCAGAAGCCCUACCCGUGUGCACAGUGUGAUGCCUUCUUUUCCACUAAAUCUAACUGUGAGCGCCAUCUUUUACGCAAACACGGAGUUGCCAACCUCUCCUUAAGAAGAAACGGUCUUAUGGCCCAGUCUAAAGAAAGUGAUGUUGGAUCUCAUGAUAGCACAGACAGUCAGUCUGAUGCAGACUUGUCGGCUUCAGAAGUUGAUGUUCUAGACCUGACUUCUGGGGAAAGAGAUAAAGCAGAGCAAGCUCCACAGACGGGCAGUGAAUCGGAAUCCAAGAACAAGCAGGCAGAGAACCAGACGGUAGACAAAGAGGAGUCUAAACAAGAUGGAGAAGAGCAGUUAGAGGAUGAUGCUGUGAGCAACAAAAGCCUGGACCUUAAUUUUGCAAGCAAGCUAAUUGAGUUCAAGCUGUCAGCCAAUGAGCAAGCUUUCAGCAACUCAUGUGAUGUUUGCGGUAAAAAUUUUAAGUUUGCUGCCACUCUAGGCAGACAUAAGAGGGCACACUCAUGUGUAAGCAAGGGAGAAGAGAAACCUGUUGAAUAUGAAUGCAAUGACUUAUCAACCCCUGCUUGUAAUACUACUCUUGUUCCUGCUGAUGAGCAAGGAAGUCAAGAUGAAAUGCUGCCUGUCGACUUGAAAGUUUCUAAAUCUACUGUGGAGGCCGAACCAUUAGAUCAGAAGCAAAUCGAAAACGAAGAGAACAUGGAAGCCAAAAUGGAAAAUUCAUUGGAUAAAAGUGAUGAUGACAAGGUCCCAAAGUCGGGGACAAAGGCAGACAAACGAAAGAAGAUCUGCACAGUCUGUAGUAAACGUUUUUGGUCCCUUCAGGAUCUCACAAGACAUAUGAGAUCUCACACAGGUGAGCGGCCUUACAAAUGUCAGACAUGCGAACGCACUUUUACUCUAAAGCACAGUCUGGUUCGUCACCAGCGAAUCCACCAGAAACUAAGAGAUGCUAAAAGCCAAGGGAAGGAAAGCGACAAAGAGGAACGGCUGCUUAGAGGGGAUGAUGAAAGCGAUGCUGAGUCAUUGCAGAGCAGUACACAUCAGCUAUCUGAAAAUGAAUGUGAUACGCCAGUUCAUGCUACAACCAGGAGCAAGAAAAGCCAGUCCCCCGAUGUGGAUGUGGAUGCUGAGGAAUCAUCUCAAAACAAUAAGACUGCAUCUGUAAGAGACAGCCCAAAAGACAGCAUUAAAGAUCCAGACAGCCAUACGUCCACUGACCCCAUAAACCUAGAGGGUAGCAACAAGGAGCCUGAAAAAUCUACUUUGAAUCUUAUGACCUCAGAGGAAUCCCUGCCUGUUGUGGGGUCUAAAUGAGCCAAUGACAGGAGGUGCCCUUCAUGCUUCGCUAAGACAGAAUCAUACUUACACUUGAUUAUUUUUUUCUGAUAAAUUUUCUACCGUGGCUUAUGGCAGGCCAUACCAUGUGCCAUAACCUUUGUUUAAAUAGAAAAACUUUAUAUGGAUAUUGAGUGCCUUACUACUUUAUUACGUGUUUUGGUAUUACACUUUUUUCAAUAUUCAGUUUUGUACGUAAAAGAGGAUAUUAAGAGGACCUUUCCCAUUGAAGCAUUAAAUAUUUUUGUGUGUACAUCAAUCACUGUCUUUCCAGAGGUGGACUUUUCAGGUUGUGGAAAAAGUAAUAUGUUACUGCAGCCAAUAACUGGAAGAACGUGUAAUUGACAAGGUAAAGGAAAGGUUUUCCUCCUGAUCUCUGCUAGUUUGCAACAUUUCUGCGCUUUGAAUUUGCAGUGGACUAUUGUGCAUAUUACAAGCGCUGGAUGAAUUUAUUCACGAAGCGUGUGGCAAUCGCCAUAAGCCAGAAAAAAAAGUAGCAGUUUUGAACGUCACAACCUGAUCCUGCACAUAACAUAUCUGGUGUUAUUAUUGAGUAGUCGUUCUACCUCGGAUGAACACAACACAGAGGAUUCAGCAGAAACAUUACCACCAAUGGACAGAUCUGCCCACCUAUGUCUCAAUUCUGUUUGCUUGAAUUCACCAGCUUACUAGUCUCUGCAUUUUGCAGAACUGUUUGGGCAAUAUUUGCCUUUCAAAAAAUUACCAAGUAACUUUUAAGUCCUGGUAUUAUUAAAUAUGUAUAAAUAUAAACUUUUUGCUUUUUUUUUUUUCCGAAAAUGUUAGCCUUUGGCAGUUCUUUUGCAUUGCACCAUUCCAACCCUGUUCUUGUUGAAAACAGAGGCUUGUGCGCAAUAAGGUAAAUGCAGACUUUCAUGUGUCCUGCCGUUGAGGUUGAGGACAGAAGGUGGACUGUGAAACGAAGCAAAGAGUGCUGUCUUCCAAUAUAAGAUGCCUUACCUUCAAGUUUCUGACCUUUUGUUUUUAGGCAGGUUUGUACUACUGGUGAAAAGAAAGCGAGGAAGAGGAGCUAGAUUAGAAUAUGUACUAUGGCGCUUGAAGAUGAGCCUGUUUAAGAAUGGUGUUUGUAUGUGUGUGUAUAUAUAUAAAUAUAUAUAGUGUGCAUGUUGGGUAUAUUUACGUGUAUGUGUAGAUUUUGCAUAUCACACGUAAGAUACAAAUAUUGAAUGGGCUGUUUAUUAUAUAUUAAGUACUCUACUGUAACUGUGCAAUUUGCCCCCUCGGUUUCUUGUGACCUCUAGGACCUGAAAUGAAAUGUAUAAUGUUUGGUAUCAUAGGCCAUACGCCUCCCUUUACACCGUUCAUACACAUAUAUCAGUUACUGAGUUCUGAUUUGUCCAUGGCGUGGGUUGCCUGUGUCGGGGAGACUGGUAUUACUAAGGUCCUGUUCUGGCUACUAGCACAUUGUGUGUGGUUGCUGGCGGUAUUGCCUCCACAUUUCCAUGGAGCAGUAUUUGACCUUGAUCCUAAGCAUUUUACCUGAUUUAAAAAUUAGUUUUGAUUUUUUUUUUUUGAUGCGUUUAGUUAGUCACUUCAACUUUUAAAAAUUUGAUUUGGCCAUAGGGAGAUGCUUCCUAUUAUAACUCAUAAAUUGUUCUAGACUUAGAGACUAAAUAGGGGGCCAAAUCCGAGAGGGAUCAUUCAGUACUACACUGUCACAGUAUCUGUGCAAUGCCUGACAAUCAACUGAAUGACCAAUUUAACAAAGCAGCAGCUAAAGCGACGCCUUUCUAAAACCAGUAGUUGGAAACUAAUAUAUUUCUAUAUGGGAUGAGCAGAUAUAUAGACACAUGACUAGUUCUGGAGAAUGAUAAAUCACAACCAAUGAUUCCUUCUUACUUUUUUAUUUUUUUUACAAAGUGUUCUUAUUAAUCAGAAUCAAUUAAAGGACAAUUUUAGUCAUUUUCAUUUAAGUUGUACGUCUCCAGACUUUUGAUGUUACAUGUUAUACUGUAAAGUGAUGUACCCGACCUAAUCAGCCCAUCAGAACAGAGGGACGUUUGUUAGCAAUAAUGAAAAUGGAAUGAAAGCUUUAUUUAAUGUAUGUAUACCCUGAUAGAUAAGGUCUUUAUCAUAUUUCUUUUGUCUAAAUACAAAUAUAUCAUUAAUGAAUAUAAUAUGAGUUGUUCCCAAACUAUUGUGUCUUUUGGAUAUUAAACUGUGAAGUAUAUGCCAUGAUUGAACUCUGGGUGAAUCGUAGAUAUUUAGAUUGCAUGUUCAGCUAAUUUUUGUCCUUUUUUUUCCUUUCUCUUUAUUUCCUCUCAGGGCUUUGCAGAUUGAUUUUUUUUUUAUUUUAUUAUAUUGUACAAUAUUUGUUUUGUCAUUUCUACGUUUCAGAUUAAGUGCUCCAUAUAUUUAAAGUUGAGGUCAUGAAAUCACUACGAUAAGCACUUGAUUGUGAAUGCAAUAAAAGCCCAGUCACAUAGAUGAUGAUCCUGUGGGCUACACACAGUCACAUUUCCACAUAUCCCUAUUCAUUUUCUUCCUGUCCUCUAACUGUAUGAACAACAUUAGCAACUACAUCCCAUUGUAAGGGGAAGCCAUGGUGAAAAUGUCAAAAUUCAUAUUUUUUCUAAAGGGAACUUCAACUGCUGCUAUGCAUUAUGUACAAGACUGGUCUAUGCCACAUGAACAGAGAAUCAUUUUUGUUUUGGUACUUGUUUCCUCCUUUUUAUUCAGCUGUACAGUACUUCCAAAUUCAGAAUAAAAUGCUGUUCUGUAUGAAACAAUCUAAGCAAUAAAAUGUUAUAUUUAAAAUUUAA